Molecule: messenger RNA, 3058 nt
Organism: Ochotona princeps (American pika)
Lineage: Eukaryota; Metazoa; Chordata; Mammalia; Lagomorpha; Ochotonidae
Gene: DDX23
Product: DEAD-box helicase 23
Exons: 17
Coding region: 192-2669 (825 amino acids)
Biological process (GO): mRNA splicing, via spliceosome
Cellular component (GO): catalytic step 2 spliceosome
Molecular function (GO): ATP binding; RNA binding; RNA helicase activity
Source: RefSeq, a predicted model, not a curated record
UCUCGGGCCUCCCCAUCGGCCCGAGCCUUCCGGCGCGACGAACUCGCCUUCCCAGCUUGCCGCGCGGCACGGGGUGCCUCUGGGCGACCAGGAAACAGGAAAGAUGGCGGCUGUUCGGCGACGUUGAGGCCGCGUUGGGCGGUUCCGACUCAGGGUGAUGGCAGGAGAGCUGGCCGACAAGAAGGACCGUGAUGUGUCACCUUCCAAGGAGGAGAGGAAGCGAUCGCGGACUCCUGAGCGAGAGCGGGACAGAGAGCGGGACCGGAAGUCUUCACCUUCCAAAGACAGGAAGCGGCAUCGCUCCAGGGACAGACGGCGAGGAGGCAGCCGCUCCCGCUCCCGCUCCCGCUCCAAGUCUACAGAGAGGGAAGCAAGGUGCUCUGGAAAUAGGAGAGGACUUUUCCCAUGUACUGUCUCGCAGAGAACGGCGGCACAGAGAGCGGGAUAAGGAGCGGGAUCGGAGUAAGAAGGACCGAGACCGAGACAAGGAUGGGCACAGGCGGGACAAGGACCGGAAGCGCUCCAGUUUAUCUCCUGGUCGAGGAAAAGAUUUUAAAUCUCGGAAGGAUAGAGACUCUAAGAAGGAUGAAGAGGAUGAGCAUGGAGAUAAGAAACCUAAGAUCCAGCCAUUAUCCUUGGAGGAACUUCUGGCCAAGAAGAAGGCUGAGGAAGAAGCUGAGGCUAAGCCCAAAUUCCUUUCCAAAGCAGAGCGAGAGGCGGAGGCUCUGAAGCGGCGGCAGCAGGAGGUGGAAGAGCGCCAGAGGAUGCUUGAAGAGGAGAGGAAGAAACGCAAGCAGUUUCAGGACUUGGGCCGGAAGAUGUUGGAGGACCCUCAGGAACGGGAGCGCCGGGAACGCAGAGAGAGGAUGGAGCGGGAGACCAACGGCAAUGAGGAUGAGGAAGGGCGACAGAAGAUUCGGGAAGAGAAGGAUAAGAGCAAGGAGCUGCAUGCUAUUAAGGAACGGUACCUGGGAGGCAUCAAGAAGCGGCGCCGAACGAGGCAUCUCAACGACCGCAAGUUUGUCUUUGAGUGGGAUGCAUCUGAGGACACUUCCAUUGACUACAACCCUCUGUACAAAGAACGGCACCAGGUGCAGUUGCUGGGGCGAGGCUUCAUUGCAGGCAUCGACUUGAAGCAGCAGAAGCGAGAACAGUCACGUUUCUAUGGAGACCUGAUGGAGAAGAGGCGAACACUGGAAGAAAAGGAGCAGGAGGAGGCGAGACUACGCAAGCUUCGCAAGAAGGAAGCCAAACAGCGCUGGGAUGACCGCCACUGGUCCCAGAAGAAGUUGGACGAGAUGACGGACAGGGACUGGCGGAUCUUCCGUGAGGACUACAGCAUCACCACGAAGGGUGGCAAGAUCCCCAACCCCAUCCGCUCCUGGAAAGACUCUUCUCUGCCGCCACACAUCCUGGAGGUCAUCGAUAAGUGUGGCUACAAGGAACCAACUCCUAUCCAGCGUCAGGCAAUUCCCAUUGGGCUGCAGAACCGUGACAUUAUUGGCGUGGCCGAGACUGGCAGUGGCAAGACGGCGGCCUUCCUCAUCCCGCUGCUGGUCUGGAUCACCACGCUUCCCAAAAUUGACAGGAUCGAAGAGUCAGACCAGGGCCCUUACGCCAUCAUCCUGGCUCCCACCCGUGAGCUGGCUCAGCAGAUUGAGGAAGAGACGAUCAAGUUCGGGAAGCCGCUAGGCAUCCGCACUGUGGCCGUCAUUGGUGGCAUCUCCAGAGAAGACCAGGGCUUCCGGCUACGCAUGGGCUGUGAGAUUGUGAUUGCUACCCCGGGACGUCUGAUUGACGUGCUGGAGAACCGCUACCUCGUGCUGAGCCGCUGCACCUACGUGGUGCUGGAUGAGGCCGACAGGAUGAUUGACAUGGGCUUUGAGCCGGACGUCCAGAAGAUCCUGGAGCACAUGCCUGUCAGCAACCAGAAGCCCGACACGGACGAGGCCGAGGACCCUGAGAAGAUGCUGGCCAACUUUGAGUCAGGAAAGCACAAGUACCGCCAAACAGUCAUGUUCACGGCAACCAUGCCCCCGGCAGUGGAGCGUCUGGCCCGGAGCUACCUGCGGCGACCUGCUGUGGUGUACAUCGGCUCUGCAGGCAAGCCCCACGAACGUGUUGAACAGAAGGUCUUCCUCAUGUCCGAGUCAGAAAAGAGGAAAAAGCUGUUGGCCAUCCUGGAGCAAGGCUUUGAUCCACCCAUCAUCAUCUUUGUCAACCAGAAGAAGGGUUGCGAUGUGUUGGCCAAAUCCCUGGAGAAGAUGGGGUACAAUGCGUGUACACUACACGGGGGGAAAGGCCAGGAGCAGCGCGAGUUUGCACUGUCCAACCUCAAGGCCGGGGCCAAAGAUAUCUUGGUGGCUACUGAUGUGGCUGGCCGUGGUAUCGACAUCCAAGAUGUGUCUAUGGUUGUCAACUAUGACAUGGCCAAAAACAUUGAAGAUUACAUCCACCGCAUUGGCCGCACUGGCCGAGCCGGCAAGAGCGGUGUGGCCAUCACCUUCCUCACCAAAGAGGACUCUGCUGUUUUCUACGAGCUGAAGCAGGCCAUCCUAGAGAGCCCGGUGUCCUCCUGUCCACCCGAGCUGGCCAACCACCCGGAUGCCCAGCACAAGCCAGGCACCAUCCUGACCAAGAAGCGCCGGGAAGAGACCAUCUUUGCCUGACACAGCCCACUUCCUACGGGGUCAGAGCAGGAACUGAAGCUACCGGAUGCCUGCUCGUCAGCACCCCCAACGUCCCUCAUUCAAGGUUCUCGGACUUGGGUUAUGGCGGCUUAGGAGACCAUAGACUGCCUGCUCUAGACCUCCGCUCUGGGGAAGCGACCACCAGUCCUGGCCCAUUCCCGGGCACAGGGGUAGACUCUGCGAUUGUAGUGGGUUAUCAGCUCUCGGCAGAUCGUGGGGGCAGCUGCUGAGCACUGCCCAUCCCUGCCCCCCUCCUGGAUGAAAGCCUGGCUGCCUUGGCCCAGGUGUGACCGUGAGUGGAGGGCACAGCAGCAUCAUAGUCCCAGGUGAGCCAGGAGAUCUGGCCUGGUGCCGCCCGUGGACCUCAG